UUGCUUGGAAGUGACAUGGCUGACACUCAUUGCUGCACUAGGGUGGUGCAUGGUUCCGAUGAGCUCCCCAGAUUUCCCUCCUCACUAUGUGUUGGAUUAGGCCAGAUGCUGGCCACCGUGAUUGUGCUUUGGGUGGGAAAGGCGCUCAGGGUGGUGAAGUUUCCAGACUUCGACAGAAAUAUACCUCGAAAGACAUUUCCACUACCUCUGCUUUAUUUUGGGAACCAAAUCACAGGACUGUUCAGCACAAAGAAACUGAACUUGCCAAUGUUCACAGUUCUGAGAAGGUUCUCUAUUCUGUUUACAAUGUUUGCUGAAGGAAUUUUACUCAAGAAGAAAUUUUCGUGGGGCAUUCAAAUGACAGUGUUUGCAAUGAUAAUUGGUGCAUUUGUAGCUGCUAGUACUGAUUUGGCAUUUGAUCUAGAAGGAUAUAUUUUUAUCCUGAUUAACGAUGUCUUGACAGCUGCAAAUGGUGCAUAUGUAAAACAGAAACUGGAUUCAAAGGAGCUGGGAAGAUAUGGUCUACUUUAUUACAAUGCACUGUUUAUGAUUCUUCCCACCUUGGCCAUUGCCUAUUUCACAGGAGAUGCGCAAAAGGCGAUGGAAUACAAAGGCUGGGCAGAUACACUCUUCGUUAUACAGUUUACACUCUCGUGUAUAAUGGGGUUUAUUUUGAUGUACUCCACAGUUCUUUGCACUCAGUAUAAUUCUGCUCUUACAACUACAAUAGUUGGCUGUAUUAAGAAUAUAUUAAUAACCUAUAUUGGAAUGUUUUUUGGAGGAGACUAUAUUUUCACAUGGACAAACUUCAUUGGGUUAAAUAUUAGUAUUGCUGGAAGCCUGGUGUAUUCUUACAUCACUUUUACAGAAGAGCAAAUGAACAAGCAGUCUGAAGCGUCUAUCAAGAUGGAUAUUAAAGGAAAAAGUUCAGUAUGACCAAAGGAUUACUUAUGAGAAGUAACGCCUUGAUUUUGUUCAGUGAUCACUGGCAGUUUAGUGUAAAAAUAGUACAGUGGAGGUGUCUGUUAUGGAAUAAUGCUGGUACUCUGCAUUUGCACAAUUGAAAUAUGCUGCCUUUUUAAAAAUUUUACUAAAAAGAGAUUUAUGAUUGACUGCACACUAAAUUAAUUUAAUCUGGAUUAUGAGGAAUACCUCUUUGGUAAUUUAUUAUGAUCAAGUAUGGUGAUAGAAUCAUGCCCAGACAACGUAAAUGUUUUGAUUUCACAGGAGUGUAUCACACGCACCAUCAAUGUUUUUAAAUUCAGUUUUAUUUUCUUGCAAGAAGACUUGUCCUAACUUUCUAGAUACAUUUAACUUACAUCUAGGUUGUCUUGCACGUGAGCAGCGCAAUGGGCAAUCAUAAAUAUUUUUAAUUAGUUUUUAAAGAGAAUAAUUGACUCCCUUUCAUGCUGUCCAAAAGGCCGAGGGUGAUGUCAAAGUUCCCAAAAAGUCCUGUGUCCCUUUCAGUGCUGGCACUGUGGAGAAACAGCCUUCAGGCUACUUUCUGAGGAACCCCUCACAAACUGGCAUGAUGGCACGCCAGAGAUGGGGGGAUAGGCAGUUUGUAUGGAGGAGAGGGGAAGUGUUGCUGAGCACAGAGCAGUGUGGAGAUUCAGGCAAUGCUGCAGCCCAGAAGACACCCAUGGGAGACUAGUACAGCUUAGACAAAGUCCUCCAGGUGAUGAACAGGGAAGGACUCUCUAGUCCCUGAAGCAUCGGGGCACAAAGAUGACUUAAAGCCAGCAUGGGCUCCUCUGUGCAGGGCUGCAAGUUCUGUGCCUCAUGGAGAGGCAACAUGGAAUCUCACCCUUAUCUUAAGAAAACGCAGCUAACAGAUGAGUUUACUAUAUUUUCAUGAAGGAAGCUACUGAAGCAAGGGAGCAUUUAUAGACUUUAACUAUAAGCCCAUUGUAAGCCCAACAUAGAUCAUGAAAAGAAGAUUUGUAUUUUUUAUUUCAAUAGUAAGCUUUUAGAGGAACAAGAAAAAGGGAAAGAAAAGAGACUGUUUUCUCUCGAGCUGGAAUAUACAACAGAAAUGGAGGGAGAUGGAAAUGUAACUCCUUUAUCAUCUCCUAAGGAAAGAUACGACUCUGCAACCUUGCAUAUGCAAGUGCAGACCUUUCAGUAGAGGAACCAGUUCAACAUUACGUUAAUUUCAGUCAGACCUCAGGUUGUACAUUUUUGGCCAAAACAUGCUUGAGUAGCUGAUGGUUUUAAUAGUGUUCAGGUGUUUUUAAUGAACAUUUAAGUGUAUGUUCAUCCUGGUCAGAUUCUGUAUGCUUACAACAUCUUAGCACCUCUUGUGACUCUGAUGUAGUACAGGGAAACUCAAGAAUAGUUGGAGGGCUGAUGGCACACUGUCUUCUGAUUUUACAUAAUAUAUUAGAGAACUCAGCAGGGGAGUGCUGAAUUGAAAUGAGACUUAUCCUGCAUUCAUACAUGAGAAACUUUACUUACACAAGUAGUCCCAAUGGCUAGCUUAAUAAUUAAAGCAAUUCAUGUGCGGUUUUUGCAGGGUAAGGCCUAGCAGUCAUUCAAAAUCAAGUGAAAAUCUGUGGCUAAGAAACUUUUUGAAAUGAAUUAAUGCUUGUUUUUAAUUCCCCUCCAGGACCAAGUGUGCCCAUUAUUCUGAGACAGUACAAGACUAAACUUGAAAUGUUAUCUUUUUGGUUUAGUAAAUUAACAGUUAAUGCAUAUAUAAUAUUUCGUGCAGCUACAGGUAGUGACAGGACUACAGAUAUCACCUAGAAUGAAUAUUUAUCUCAUAGUUGAGAAUACCAUUACUCUUCUAGAUGAUAUCAAGUUAAUUCAUUAAUUGGUACCUUUAAGUUGUACCAUUACAUGAUUGAUACAGCUGUGAUGUUUUAACCCUGUCCAAAUUUUAUGCCUUUCAGUUUAUUUUUGGAUGCAGCAAAAUGUCUUUGCCUUGUGAACUGUUUUUAAUGGAGAUCAGUUUUUAAAAUGUCAAGCAGAAUUGAUUUUUUUUUCAAUUUAAAAUUGAUGCAAUAUUACUGUUUGUCUUUCUCCCUUCACAUCUUUCUUUGGUUAAAAUUGUGCACUUAUUUUUUCCCCACAACUUAUUCUUCAUUCUCCUUCAUUUACAAGAAAAGAUUUUCACGGGCAAAGAACCUAAUUGCAUUUGGAAGAAUAUUUGGUGGAAAAUUGACUGACAUAGUAUUGAAAGAAACAUUGAAUUUGUCAGAAUAUUUUUUAUGUAAUCGAGAAGAGAAUUUCUGAAACAUUUAAUUAUCAUACUGUGUGUUACAGUAUUUAGCUAUUGUUUCUCUUUGGCAGCUUGCACUUUUAGCUAGCCUGCUUAUCCAGUUCUUGAUUUAAUUAAGCUAAGUGGUAUUUGGUGAUACUGUAUACCAGAAGAAAAAGGAUGGGGGAAUACGUCAAUACAAAUACCGGUAAUUAAAAAACUUACCUGAUUUGUUGCUGCUUUUGCUAGCUUCCUACAAUCAUGCAGCCAGCUCAUGCUUUGCUGUGGUUCCUCACUGUGUACCAUGAUGUGAUGGCAGAAUUACUAGUGUCACCUUAAGAGGCUGUCCUGGUAAGUGCCAUCAAGCACAGUGCAAUUUUUGUAAAAGUAUCUUACCCUCAAGAGGCAGUAAAUUUUGUAAACACACUACUGCUGAUGCCAGUAGUUUGAAAAUAAUUCCUUACUUUUGUAGGCUAGCUCCAGGUUAGCUAUUGGCAGCACAGCAGUAAUUAGUUGAGGAAAGUAAAACUUUUGACUAUUUUUUGUGCUGAAUGUCUCUCACGGUGGCUGGCUUGUGGAAGAUUUAACUCAAAGACCUUGCAGAAAUUUUAAUACCCCCAAAGUAAAAUAGGCUAAGGAACCAGAUUUUCUUUUUAAAGUUAGCCUGUUGUGAUCCCCAUUCUUUUUCUAAGGUUUGACUCUUAAGACUAACUUCAACUGUACAUCUGAUAAAUAUGCCUGUUUUUAAAUGCCAAGGUAGGAAAAAAAGUUAUAAAAUGGUUUUCAGUUUAGCUCAUUCUGCUAUAAACUUCAAAAUAUGUUGCUCAAUUCCUUUUGUCUCCUUGUCUUCCCAUGUGCAAAUCAGGAACAGCUAGCAUCAUAGUGACACCAAUUGGAAUCAAAGACUUUCUGGAUACUGCCCUUAAGUGCAUAAACCUCAGCACUGUUCCCUUAAUUUGCCUUUUCCUCCUUUGGAAGACUGGAACCCUUGCCUUAGCUAUCCUGCCAUCUCUUUUCAUUCUUUCGUGGGCAGGGUCUUUAAAUAAAAAAUGGGAGAAAGACGUAAAAAGCCAGCAGCAGUUUCUCUGCUAGAGGAUGGAGAGUUAAAGGCAGACCAAGUUGCUGUUAAGUUAAUUACUAACAAUUCGCAGAACUGUGGGUAGGCCUAUUCUACACCAAAUCUCCUCAAACCUUGGCAGGCAUUUUUCCUUUGAAGGGCCGAGGGAGACCUCCUUCCCAAGUCUUUACAAGCCCAGAAUUAGAAGAGAGGGAGCAAGAUCUUGGCUGUGAUCUGCUCCUAGACUUACCAGGCCUCCCAGCCCCUGGGUUGAUCCUGAUUCUGAUGCAGAUUCCUGUGUCCUCCUGACUGGAAGCACUCAUUGUCUGCAUUCUUGGUGUGGAGACCCCCAAAGAUGCUGUUUUCAAGCAUAUGUGGUUCUCCACCGGCGAGGGCAGGUAUCAUUAAGAAAAAUGUCCUGCGUGUCAGGGUGGUUAAACACUGGAAUAAAUUGCCUAGGGAGGUUGUGGAAUCCCCAUCACUAGGGCUAUUUAAGAGCAGGUUAGACAGACACCUGUCAGGGAUUCUAGAUGGAGCUUGGUCCUGCUGUGAGGGCAGGGGACUGGACUUGAUGAUCUCUCGCAGUCCUUUACAGUUCUAGUAUUUUAUGAACCCCUUGCACUUGACCAUCCUGGACCUUGCCUCUGAAGACUGGAACUGCCUUGGACCAGGGCAUCAGAGACUCUUGCCCUAAGGCUAGCUGGUUUCCUGUUUCUUGUGAGGAACGAAACAAAGUAUUUGCUGUGAAUGCACAGGCCUUAUGUUGCACUUCUAAAUUGUUCUGUGGAGUAUAUGUUUACCCUGCAGUCAAGACUGGGAUGACUGUGCCCCUUCGUACGGUUUAGUGGCACAGCAGUCACUUGUCAUCUUGCAGCCCAUUUUGCAUGUGUCCCCCAAACUCUAUGGGUGGACUUCAGCAGGGUGUUUCUGCUGCUUUUCCUGUGACACAGAGCUACAGGUUGAACCUCUGUAAUCCAGCACUCUCGGGUUUGGCAUCAUGUGUGGUCCAGAAUGAGUUUGGUUAGCUGCAUGUCAACAUUGGAAAUGUGGCUAUGGUUCCUGUGGUCCCAUAAAAUUUGUUGAGAGGCACCACUCCUGGUUCUGUGCUAUUAUUUAGCUCUAAUUUAUCCCUAAAUGUCUUCUGAGUGCCUAGUAAGAGUGGAAGUGCUGAUAAUGCUGCUGGACCUUCUCUGGUUUCAUGCCACACUAGAGAGGUUCAACCCGUAGAAGGCUUUCUCCAUUGGCCCCAGUUCUACAGCAGCAGUAUCCUCUUUGUGUGAAGCUGCCUGCAUGAAAAGUUGACAGUGUGGGUCAGCGCCAUAUUUGGCUUUUGGGAGAGGACUGUGGCUGAAGGAACAAAGUCAGCUCUGCUUAAAGGGCUUAAUCUUUGAAAUUCAAGGGGCCAGUGUAGACAGCUGGCAGGUUAUUCCGGAAAAGUGGCUGAUUUUCCGGAAUAAGUGGCCAGUGUAGACACAGCCUUCUUUCCCAAAACCACACUGCUGAGUUCAGACCAGCUGGCCCCCUCUUCUCCCUGUGGCAUGUGAGCCUUGUGGUGAUAUUUGUGAAAAUGUGGGCCUCUUCCACCUGAGAUGCCUGAUGACCUUCCUCAGGUGCCUUCAGCCUCAGGACCACCUACCACAUGGCCCAGAUCUUAGGGGAUACAGGCCUGAAUUCUUCAGGCAUCAUCUUUCAUGCCCCUGGAUAAACUCCAGUCUUUUGAACAAAGUCAUUGGUCAGAUCCUCCUUCCUAGUUUUGCCCUGAUGCUUUCUUUGAUUGUUGAGCCACAGUGCAGCCUGUGUGGGUCUCCUGUCUAGAGGGCAUUCACUGUCCUCCCUUGGAGGCUAGCGCUCCCAAUUCAUCCCUGGAAUCCUAUGCAAUACCUGCUGUUUGUGUGGCCCUUGUUUCUAUUCACCCUGGCCUCAGUUGCAUUACCAGUGAUGCAAAUCACUUGUGUGGAGUGUUCACACCUGGGGAUUUUGUUAACCUAGCAUGUCUGUUGCACGAAGGAACACAUUGUCAGAGUCUCUUCAACGUGCAGGGCUGGAGCUCAUAGCUUUGGAAACCUUACUUCUCAAUUCUUAGUUCAUUGCAAUAAUUGCAUGGCCAUGGUAUAUGUGAGCAGCUUGGGGCUAACCCGCAAGUCCGACAGGUCUGCUCUCUUGGAGGGCCCAUUAUCUUGCUCAGUCAGCCAUUUGUCUACAGGAGAAUGAUGCUUCACUCCCUGUUUCCUGACACCCAGACUCUAGGCUCUCCUGUAGGAGGCAUUUAUAUGGAGCUAGAAUUUGGGUUACUGCAGCUGCUUGAAAUGCUGCUGAAAACCACCAGGCACGUCAAGUCAGCUAUGGUUUUGUUAGCUCUGUGGCAUCAAGAGUUCUGAUGAGUCUUGAAUAAUCUUUUCAGCCUGGUGCAAGUUCAGGAACAUCAGUGCCCUAUUUAGGUUGCUUAAAAGUAGGUUUUGAAUUUUCUCUAGAAAAGUCUUGGCCUCUGUGUUGUGUGUGUGUGUGUGUGUGUGUGUGUGUGUGUAUACAUCCGCCAUCCACUCUGAUUCCGGUGUCCUGUGGGGUGGGGUGGGGGAGGGGAAGAAGAGUAAGACAUACCAUGAGGGAGAACUACUGAUGAUUAGAAUAGAGGAUGACCAUGACCACACAGGGCCCUUCUUCCCUUUUGAGGGAGGUGUUGCUGCUGUCUGUAUGUUGUCCUCUUCUUCUCUUAUAUAAAUCUUUUAUUUCCAUCCUCAUGUACUUGUGCCUGAGAGUAUAUCUCUAACUGAAGGGAUUGGCUACCACUGAGGUUUAUAUGCCCAGGGACAAUGGGGCUUUGUUUUUUCUUCAAGUAGGCAACCCUAUAAUGCUAUUUGUUCAUAAUUCCUGUAUCAUGGGCUAGAGGAAGAGACCAUUGUAAACAAUUCUGAUGUGCAUUAAGAAAAAUUGUCAGUAUAGAAACUGGGAAUUCUGCUAUUAGACAUUUUGGGCAUACCAUGCAAAAUACCUUGGAUAUGAGGCUGAGUGGAUAAAUUGUUUUCUACUUGCACCUUUUCACCUAAAUAUGCAAAGUCCCCAUUUUUAAUUGGUGGGAUCUGGGGUUAUGAGUGGAUCAUCACUUCCUUAAUCUAGUUACAAUAUUGAAAUUUGUUUUCAUACUAUCCUCAUUCAUUUGGUGGAUCAGCUCAGAACUUACUUGUUCUAAAAGCCUUUAUAUCCAAGACCACCCUGGGAGAGAUCCAAAUACCUACUGUGGCCAUUUUAGGUCCAUAGCAGUGCUACUGCUUUUUUUAGAGUAGCAUAGAAUCCAUCCCCUGUGGUUCUAUUUUUAUUUGUUUGACCAAAUCACUCAAGUUGGUUUAAGCUAUGGCAAGAAGUAAUGGUCUUUGCUAAAACUGGAAUCUUUUCAAGUCACUUGUUUGUCUGUCAUCUUGCUGUAACAUGUUUGUUACCGAGAACUUUUACAAUUUUAAAGAAAAUCUGCUGGCUAGAUUUGAUGUCCUGUAAAAUAUUUUUAAAGCUUAUUUUGUUUGUAAACGUGCACCUUUUAGUGCCAAUGUCCAGAUGUUAUUGUAUACACUGGGAAGAUGAACAAAAUAAAUACAAUAGUAUAUUUUCUAUGUUGUUAAUCUUACUAUAUGUAUUUUUUCUAUAUAGAUUCUAUUUACAAAGUGACCAUUUUGAUUUGAAUGUACUGCAGGCUUUAUAUCUGUAAGUCAGGUGACAGCAAAACAAAUUUUGUGCCUAUGAGCAUUUUGUACUGGCUUUAAAUAAAUACUUUUUUUCCUCA
Messenger RNA from Pelodiscus sinensis (Chinese soft-shelled turtle), 8031 nucleotides. NCBI's taxonomy places the organism in Eukaryota, Metazoa, Chordata, Testudines, Trionychidae. The record is from RefSeq and is a predicted model, not a curated record.